Molecule: messenger RNA, 947 nt
Organism: Cannabis sativa
Lineage: Eukaryota; Viridiplantae; Streptophyta; Magnoliopsida; Rosales; Cannabaceae
Exons: 2
Coding region: 118-849 (243 amino acids)
Source: RefSeq, a predicted model, not a curated record
AAUAAGUCAAACCGCCUCAUUGUAAAGUCCAACAAAAUUAAUAUAAUACGUAAUACACAAUCAAAUUCUUUCCUAAAUAAAAGAAAAUCAAUAACUAAUAGCUCCUUUAUUCAAUCUAUGGCUCCUAAAUAUUCUUAUUCUAUAUUAUUCAUUCUUCUUCUUCUUCAAAUUUCUCAAUCUUUUUCUAAUGAAUUUUCAUGUAAUUAUUACGAAUAUCGCCAUUCUAAUAAUUUAUGUCGAUCUUGUUAUUUGGAUUGGUACAAAACCACCAAAAACACAAACAUUGUAAUAGUAGAAGUUGCAAAUAUAGUGAAAGCUCUCGAAAACACAGGGUACCAAAUAAUGUCAACUAUUCUCGAUAAAAAUCUUAACCCCGAUAUUAUUAACCCUUAUUGCCAUGAUGAUUUCAUGUUCUUCAUGGAUGACCAAAAUAGAUUCAUUAUCUAUGGCGAAAACAACACAAUCACUCUCUUUGUUCCUCCAAACAAAGCAGUCCGUUUCGAAAAAUGGAUUGAUUUGAAAUACCAAAUUGUGAUGGGAAAAGUGGACAAAGAAGCUUUUGAAUCAGGCUCUUUAUCGAAAGGUUCUACAUUUGAAUCUUCAACUCGUUCGAAAGAAAAACUCCUUGUAACUCAAGUGUUUGAUAAUGGAACUGUUUCGAUCAAUAAUGUGAAGAUUACUAAGUGGAAUAUUUAUAAUGAUGGACAUGUCAUUGUGCAUGGUACAGAGGAUUUUUUCAAUCACUUUCAAGGAGAAAAGCAAUAUUGUGAGAAUUUUUGGGAGAAACUAAAGAAGUUGUUUAAUCCUAUUUCAUUGCUUUCCUCUAUCGAAUUGUUUUUAUUAUCAUGAAAAAUAAUUAUUAUUAUUUACAAUAAAUAAUAUAUGGUGUAUGUUAUUUUUCUGGUUAUAUAUGCUAGUUUUAGUUUUUAGUUCUUUGUUAUGUUCCA